Molecule: messenger RNA, 4999 nt
Organism: Thamnophis sirtalis
Lineage: Eukaryota; Metazoa; Chordata; Lepidosauria; Squamata; Natricidae
Source: RefSeq, a predicted model, not a curated record
AUGUUUGUGUUUUGUGUGGAAUACAUGAAUACUGGCAUGUUUGAAGACAACACUUAUAUCUACCUGAUAGAACCUUUGGAGUUAACUCACAGCACGAGCAGUGCAGGCAGACCACAUGUCGUCCGGAGAACGUUUGGAUCAAAUGCCUUCAGUCAGUUGGAAGAUCUUGAUACCGAUUCCACCUCUGAUUGGUCCUUCCUGUCUGAAUUGCAGUGGCUGAGAAGGAGGAGAAGGGCUGCAGUGCGUGGCAUCUUUGAAGAAAUGAAAUACUUGGAGCUCAUGAUUGUUAAUGAUUAUAAAAUGUUCAAAAAACAUCGGUCAUCCCAUAGUAAUACGAAUAACUUUGCGAAAUCGGUGGUAAAUCUCGUGGACGCUAUUUACAAAGAGCAACUAAACACCAGAGUUGUUCUAGUUGCUGUCGAAACCUGGUCAGACAGAGAUCGUAUCCAUGUCCACCAGGACCCCCGGAAGAUGCUUCACGAGUUUUCCCGAUAUCGGCAGAACUUCAUCAAGCAACGUGCGGAUGCUGUUCAUCUCCUCUCUAUGGGCCUUCCUGGGCAAUAGCACACGAAUUAUCCCAAAGCUUGGCUCAGAAUCUAGGAAUACAGUGGGAACCAGCAUCCAGAAAACCAAAAGGGUGUGAUUGUACAGAAUCCUGGGGUGGAUGUAUCAUGGAGGAAACAGGUGUCUAUCAUCCCAGAAAAUUCUCAAAGUGCAGCAUUGCCGAAUACAGAGACUUUUUACUCCGAGGAGGAGGCUUUUGUCUUUUCAACAGGCCUACAAAGUUGUUUGAUGCCACUGAAUGUGGAAAUGGCUAUGUGGAACCAGGCGAAGACUGCGACUGUGGUAUCCAAACGGACUGCCAUGCAGAAUGCUGUAAAAAAUGUUCCCUUUCUAAUGGAGCCCAUUGCAGUGAUGGUCCAUGUUGUAAUGAAACCUGCCUUUUUUUUCCACGAGGUUUUGAGUGUCGCUAUGCAGUGAAUGAAUGUGAUAUUACCGAAAUCUGUACAGGUGACUCUGGCCAGGUCUGCAGUAAUGAAGCCACCUGCAUUUGUAACACUACUUGGGCAGGUACAGAUUGUAGCAUGUUUGAUCCUAGAAGGAAAGAUGACUCAGAGAAACCAAGUGGACCAAAGGUGAGCAUGGCCACUAACAGGCUUAUAGGUGGAGUGGCAGGGACCGUUCUGGCCCUGGGGGUGAUAUUUGGAGGCACAGGGUGGGGAAUAGAAAAUGUAAAAAAGAGAAGAUACGAUCCAAGUCAACAAGGCAUCUAAGGAAUUCGCUGGAAGAAUGCGGCUGUGCGUAAACGUGGACUCUGGCUUAUGGAGGCUCUUUGAAGCAGCUGGCUCUUCCUGCAGAAGAAGCAUCCCAGGAAUUGUCAAGCGGAGGCAUUCAUGAAAGGGCUGAAGGGGAAAAAAAAAACCUGUCCUUUGCUGGAGAUUUCAAUUCAAGGACUUCCUCCACUCAUCUCUCUCUUCUUUUGGGGAUGUUAGGGACAAAACGAACUUCGGGGGAAGGAACUAUUUUCGCCUAUUUUUUGUUCUAAACAAAAAUGGAGCAAACCAAGCGCAAUAAGUAGACUCUUUCAAACUAUUUAAAUAGGUAAAGAAUUUCUUAAUAAUUUUGAGUUCGCAUGAUCUUUUAAUAUUAAUGGCAGACUCCAGUGGCAUGAUAAUUUCUGAAACGGUGAACUGCAUGGCAUAAACACAGCAAACAAGCUAGCCAAGAGGGCCUCAAAUAAAAAACUAUUUACCAAGAACGUGACAGAACGAAACACAGAAGAGCUGAUUCUAGGUUUUACCUAUGAAAGAGAGGAUAACUCCUUAAUUCUACCUAAUAUAGGUGGUAUUCUUUAUUUUGUGCAUUUAUUGCUUUUGGGCAAGCCUCUUUGAGGAAUGGCAGACCAUACUACAUUGAAAUAUAUAUUUUUAAAAAAGGCUUUGGGGGGGAAGUCUUAUCAAACUCCAUCCUUACACAUUUUUAAAAUGUUUCGUUCCAUACGCAAUCUUAAGCUGUACACGAUCUUAAAAUGUUGCUCCUAUUUAAUUUCGGGGUAGCACUUUAUAUUUUAAGAGGUUUGCAGGGAAAUUCCACAAAUAAAAGAGGUACGCUUUUUAAAUAUGUAUGCUUGAAACCAAAAAAAAGAAAAAAAUGUCCAUCCAAAACCAAUAUGUGUAAAUGAAUAUGUAUACAAUGAUUUCUUCUUCAAAUGCAUUAUUUGCAUCCAUGCAGAUAUUUUGUAUAUAUUGUAAGAAGCUGACACCCUCUCAAAUUAAUCACAGAAGUGCCAAGCUUAUAUCCUUUUCGUUUUGCCAUGUUGUUUUCCUUUCUUAGUCUCAUAUUGUAGGACAGGAAAGAAACGUAAAUAAGCCUUAAGUACUUGUAAAAUACUGAGAGCUUUCAACAGGUUAAGGCGUUCGGUGUAUUGUUUUAUAAAGCCCAGUCUCCCCUCACCCUCAGGACUCCAUUCGGUUUUUUUAAAAGUGCAUAAAUAGCACCCAGAUAUCCAUGCAUUUUUUGAAAUUAUUUCUGUAGUAAUUAUUUUUCAAAGCAUAGCUUUGAACCUUCCUAUUAGGCUACAUGUGGUUACUGUUAUGGAGGUCUGAAAUAGAGAAAAACAAUGAGAAUAUUGCCAUGUGCAUAACCAGAUAACAUUGAAUCCUGCUUAGACAUCGAAGUGGCAUUCAUGAAACAAUAAUUUAGCCUCUUCCCUUCUCCCCAAACAUCCAAGCUCUGCCAUAAUCACGGCUUUCCAUCACUUCUCCGAUUAGCAAAUGUGAAAAGCUUUUAAUGCCAAAUUCCAGUUACUCCCAAAGUGUAGUGGAAAUAAAGCUUGCUUGUAUGGAUGCAUCUCUGCCGGCCAACCGCAAGUUAAUAUUAUGCCAAUAUACAAGGCAGCAUCCCAUUCUAGUUUUGUUAGCACUGAUGCUGCAGCUGCGGUCAUACUUAAGACUUUUCUAAGCCCGUGUGCCGUGCUAAUUAAGCAAUUCAUGGUCAUUGAAGCAGCCAUAAGAUAACAAACAUAUUGUUAUCCUUUAUUACAGUUGCUAUGAUAUCAAAGCAGUGUAAACUGAGCCUGCAAUCCUAUCCAAAACUCCAAAUGCUUGAUCAUUCAUUGCAAUGGAAGACUGCUUUGGAAUAAGCUUUAAGUGCAUAAUGAAAAAGCAACUUGCUUAAAAGCAUUUUUCCCAGUCACAGGUAUUUGGGCAUGAGAUAUUUAUAAUUUGGUUAAUCAUAUAGAAAUCAUUUCAAUCUCUAUAUAAAUGUUUAUUCUUUUUAAGAUAUAUUACCCAUUGUGUAUUAGCAUUAAAAAGAAGCAAAGCGAAGCAAAAUCUGAUACUUUUCAAGUUACGUUUGGAUUUAUUUUUUGAUUUCCCUGGGUCCCUUAAUACUAUACCAAUGUUUUAGGAUGCCUUUCACCAAGCUUUAUUGACAAUUGUGUGAAACCAUAGUGGUUUGGCAUGACAAUCAUUUUAAAUUCCGUUUGAGUUAGCUCAGGGGUGGGCAACCUGUGGUCCUUGAGCCAACUGUAGCACCUGGAUUUGUAUUUAUUUGCUUAUUUAUUUACACCCAGAACUAUUAGAGAUUAUGCUGUUGAAAUUCAGUGAAGAUAAAAAAAAAAUGGUUCCUCAUUUUUUUUUAAAUGGGAAAUGUAAGAAAUAAAGAGUUAUGAACUGUUUACCAUACCUAAAUAAGAAAAAUACUCUUCCUGAAACUCCAGCUCCCAUUACUAAUGUGACUUAUUGUGCUUAUAUAUAUAAUGCAUCAUUGGCCACAAAAUAUUAGGCACUUCCAUUUAGCAGGUUGCUGUCUUUACAUAAACCUUGCAAUGGAUUGAAGUUACUGUUCUACAGUGAGUGAAAAAAGCACUGGGAAAAGUCUAGAAUGCUAUUAUAUUGAUAUUUAAAGUUAAUACUCUCCAAAGUCAGCAAUGAAUUUUACCUUUUCUUCCUGACCUGAAAAAGCAAAUUGGAAUAGAUUCUAUAUGUGAUGUGCUCAAAUCCUCCCUUUUCCAAUAUAAAACGGCCCUAUUGAAUAUUUUAUGUAAUGCCACUUUGUGUUUAAGUAUAUUGGAAAUUGAAAUAAAUAGGUGCUAAGUGAGGGUUUUGUUUUGGGAGAUGUGGUAACCACAUUCAAUAUGGCUACGAAGAUCAGUCUGUUAUAUUCAGUAAAAUCUUUACAUAAUUCACAAAACAUUGUAAUGUGCGAUGUGAUUUUUUUUUUAAAAUCAGACCACACUGGUCCCAAAAUUGUGUACAUAUGCUAAAGAGUUGGGGUAACUUUUUGUUACACUAACAAUUUCAUAAGAAAUAUAAUUUCUUUUCUAAAUUUCUCCUCUGCUGUUUGGUUCUGUAUAGAUGCAUUUAAAUACACAGAUUAUGUAUAGACUAUAAAUGACCACGCAACCACAAAGCUCACACAAAUGAAUUGUCACGUUUUCAGUGGUCCUAGCCUUACAUCAUCAAACCUGCUAAGGUCUAUACUUAUUUUAUAAGCAUUCAUUUACAAUAUUUUGUAAAGAAUACAUUCAAUUUAGGUUUUUUUUUUUAACACAAUAUCAUUGUAAUGGUGUUCAACACAAUAAAAACAAAACCCAUUUCAACCGUUAUAUUUUUGUUUCAUUGAUAGGAUUCAACUCGACAGGAAAUGUAUGGGAAUUUUAUAUUGCUUAUAUUGAUAUGCUGCAUGAUCCCACUGAAUUCAACCAAUUCUCAGAGAGGAAAGCUCCACUACGCAAAUUAACAAGAAUAUAUUCUAGGUGCAUGUUAAAAUAAAUUACAUAGGACUGGAGUUGUACAAGAUUUUCUUUACUAUGCAAUGAUAGGUAUUGCACAAACUUAAAAUUCAAAGACAAAUGUCUGAGGAACUUUACAAAAUACUUGAAUUAUUUUUGAUCUAAAAAAACUAUCAGUCAUUUUCUAAUCAUUGUUGCUUUCAUUAUUAAUAUUCAUCUAAAAUAGUGAUUAUUUUUAAGGUGCACAAUUUAACAAAUUUAUUU